Sphaeramia orbicularis (orbiculate cardinalfish) is the source of this 2720-nucleotide messenger RNA. Its product is annotated as zinc finger protein 501-like. Gene Ontology annotation, biological process: regulation of DNA-templated transcription. The transcript has a single exon. The coding region runs from base 21 to 1343 and encodes 440 amino acids. The record is from RefSeq and is a predicted model, not a curated record. Gene Ontology annotation, molecular function: DNA-binding transcription factor activity, RNA polymerase II-specific; RNA polymerase II cis-regulatory region sequence-specific DNA binding. NCBI's taxonomy places the organism in Eukaryota, Metazoa, Chordata, Actinopteri, Kurtiformes, Apogonidae.
AUCACCUGAUUCCAGCAAAUAUGGAAGGAAAACUGACUUGUGACCAGUGUGGGAAGACUUACACCCACAUGCAUCAGUUUAAGACACACCUACGCAUCCACAGUGGAGAAAGACCAUAUGACUGUGGACAGUGUGGGAAGACUUUCACCCAGAGGAAUAACCUUGGGACACACCUACGCAUCCAUAGUGGAGAAAGACCAUAUGAAUGUGAGCAGUGUGGGAAGACUUUCACUGAUAUGAGUAACUUUAAGAAACACCUACGCAUCCACAGUGGAGAAAGACCACAUGAAUGUGAGCAGUGUGGGAAGACUUUCACUGAUAUGAGUAACUUAAAGAAACACCUACGCAUCCACAGUGGAGAAAGACCAUAUCAUUGUGAACAGUGUGGGAAGACUUUCACCCAGAUGAGGAACCUUAAGACACACAUACGCAUCCACAGUGAAAAAACACCAUAUGAGUGUGAGCAGUGUGGGAAGACUUUCACCCAAGUGUCUACCCUUAGGAUACACUUACGCAUCCACAGUGGAGAAAGACCAUAUUCAUGUGAGGAGUGUGGAAAGGCUUUCAUCAGAAAGGAGGUGCUUAAAAUCCACCAACGCAUCCAUAGUGGACAAAGACCAUAUGAUUGUAAACAGUGUGGGAAGACUUUCACCCAGAUGAGUAAACUUAAGAUACAUCUACGUGUCCACAGUGGAGAAAGACCAUAUCACUGUCACGAGUGUGGGAAAACUUUUACCCAGAUGAGGGUCCUUAAGGCACACCUACGCAUCCACAGUGGAGACAGCCCAUAUUACUGUGAACAGUGUGGAAAAACUUUCACUCACAUGCAUCACUUUAAGAGACACCUACGUAUUCACAGUGGAGAAAGACCAUAUCACUGUGAACAGUGUGGGAAGACUUUCACCCAGAUGUAUGGCCUUAAGACACACAUACGCAUCCACAGUGGACAAAAACCAUAUCACUGUGAACAGUGUGGGAAAACUUUCACCCAGAUGAGUAACCUUAAGACACACCUACGCAUCCACAGUGGAGAAAGACCACAUCACUGUGGCCAGUGUGGGAAAACUUACACCCAUAUAAAUGGACUUAAGGCACACCUACGCGUCCACAGAGGAGAAACACACCGAAACAGUUUGAGUGUUACCAAUGUGAAGAAAGACUCUUGCCACACUUUGCUCUCUACUACCAUCAACACAGAUGUGAAUCGUCGUCUGGACCAAACAGUACCUCAGCAUCAGAUGACAACAAGAAACGCAGUGUCUGAACCAGCAGUACCGACUUCUUUUGACAAGAACAUCAAACUUAAAAACCUCCAGAUCUGGCUCCAUAGAGUCCAGAUGUAAGGCACACCUAUGCACCCACAGAGGAGAAAAACCAUAAUACUGUGACCGGUGUGGGAAGGUUUCUGAGCCUUGUCUGCACGAUGUUCUCACUGUCACAUUCACCACAAAAAGUUGAUGUCCCCAUGUGAUAAGUGCACCAAGAUCCUCUGGUCGUCCAACUUUUACAAGUGUCACCAACAGACUCAUACUGGACAGAAACCUUACCAGUGCAGAUUUUGUGACAGAUCUUUUUUCAUAGAUUCACAAUGUACCAAAGAAGAAUGUGGCAAAACUUUCCACAAAGGACACAAACUGAACAUACUGCUACUUAUUGACUUUGUGGACAUUUAAUCAGUCACUUGUUGUGAUUCUGUUGCUGGUUGGGGUUCUCACCUGUUCAUUGUUCACAAAUGAAACCAGCUACUCCUGUCACAAUUUUCCACAAUUGUUCUGUGCAGUUUAAGUUCAAGAAAGGCAACACCGCCACAGUUAUAAAAUGACAGAAAGCAAAGUACUGCAGACCGCCUUUCUUUUUUCCAAAUGUUACUUUUUAUUAUGUGUAUCCAACAUACUGUGGUGACAUUUUUAUACUACUUUUUCCAAAAUUGCAUUUUUAUUGCAUGUAAGUUUGGGACUUGGAGAUUUUAGGCAUUUGAUCCGUUACCAUGAAAUUAGUUUUUUUUUUUUGUUUGUUUGUUUUUUUUUUUGAUGGUUUUAUUUGGAACUGGAUAAUGAAAAUUACAGAAAGUACAGAUAUUUAUACCUACUUUAAGGUACCUUUUACAAAAUGUUUGUAAAUUAUAGAUGAGUAUGUAAACUUUGCAUGUCUUUUUCUUUGAUCCAUUUGCGACAACUCUCUUACUUGCACUAAAUAUUAUAAUCAUCGAUCCUGAGCACAUGGUUCCAUAACAUUGAAGCUUACCAAGCGUACACAAAUAUGAAUUAACAUCAACUUAUGUAUUGAUGAAGAACAGGGUGUGUCAGAAUUACUCACAUUUAUUCCCUUUUUAGAAUUUAUUAGGUGUAUGGAACAAACAUUGGACGCAUGUCCAACAGAAAUUUUGGUUCCAGUGAAUUAUCUAGAAUUUUUUUUAUCCAGUUUCCUUCAAAACGUCCUCACUAGAAUACCUAUGUGAUUUCAUGGCCUAUAGGUACCUAUAGGAAGUAGUGGUUUUCUUCUGCUGCCAUGCAGAGUGGUGGCUUCCUCACACUCCUACCAAAUGAGGUAGAGAAUUGGGUGGAGGCUUCUGUGUCUGACUUUAUCUGAUCGACUGAGUGUUUGAGUUCCCUCCUGAGGAGAUGAGCAGUGAGACUGAAGUUCCAGCAGAAUGCACAAACUGUCAUCUUUUGUUAGCAAUGAGUAAAGAAGAACAUUAAGGCACUCAAUUUGACCUUUUU